Molecule: messenger RNA, 1119 nt
Organism: Colletotrichum orchidophilum
Lineage: Eukaryota; Fungi; Ascomycota; Sordariomycetes; Glomerellales; Glomerellaceae
Product: cutinase
Exons: 1
Coding region: 1-1119 (372 amino acids)
Molecular function (GO): hydrolase activity
Source: RefSeq, a predicted model, not a curated record
AUGGUCUCAAUCCUCUCAGCGGCUCUCGCCCUUCUCUCUGCGCUACCGUUGACCUCGGGCGCCCCGGGUACCCCAAGUACCUCGGACGCCCACUCGCGCCGCCAGGCCACAGGCGACUCCAACUGCCAGAGCGUGCACAUCUUCCUCGCCCGCGGGAACAACGAGCCCUACCCAGGACGCCAGGGCAAGCUCGUCGCCGCCAUCUGCGACGGGCUCAGCAGCUGCGACUAUGAGGACAUACAGUUCUGGAAUCCGCUAGAGGCGCCCUACUGCCAGUCCAUCGAGGAGGGUGUCGCCAACGGCACGGCGCAGAUCACGGCAUACAACAAGCGCUGUCCGGACGCGAAGCUUGUUGUGAGCGGAUAUUCCCAGGGCGCCCAUGUUGUCGGCGACGUGUUGGGCGGCGGGGGCGGCACGUUCUUCCAAGGUUGCCAGGAAAAGGCGAGUGCCGGAUUAGAUGCGACGACGGCUCCAGGCAAUAAGCGUGAGUUCCAUCAAGUUUCUAUACUCAUACAUCUCAAGAUUGCUAAUGCUCAGUCCUCCACAGUCGCUGCUGUGCUCGUCUUUGGUGACACAAGACACACGGCCAACCAGCCGUACAAUUAUCUCUCGGGAGCCCCCGACAACGGGCUCUUCCCUCGCCCAGAGAACCAGCUUGCCGGCAUGCGGGCCUUCUCCAGCGUGAUGCGCUCAUACUGUGUUGAUUCUGACCCGAUCUGCGCCGGCGGAAACACCGCUGCGAACCAUCUCAGCUACUUUGACGUGUAUUCCAGCGACGCGGGCAAGUGGGUGCAGGAAAUGGUUGGCAAGGCAGAUACGACGACGUCGUCAUCGUCCACGAGUACCAUUGCGACAUCGACCACCUCAGCACCGGCAAGCUCGAGCUCAUCACCACCAUCAUCAACGUCAUUAUCAGCAAGCGCCGCGACGCCGAGCGUCUCUGGCUCGGCAGGAUCGUCGGCUGGAGGAUCAACCACGGCCGCUCCGACAUCUCCUGAUGCUGCCUCUGCGUCGUCUCCUACCCCGACGUCCCACAACGCAGCCAAAGCCUUAACAUGGGAUGUGGCAUCUCUCGGGGCCACGAUCUUUGCGUUAUUGGCCGUUGCUGGCCUCAUUUAA